GCAGCGCUGCAUAGCGGACGAGGAUGCUCUGUUCUCCCCCGCAUACACUCUCCUGUCUCAUGCUUUCCACGAUCAACAUGGAAGGGCUUCAUUAAUGCCCCUGCCCCCAAGCUAAUGAAUUAUAACUCGCCGUUUGAGACUGGACUUGCGUUAAAGCACUGGACUUUCCCUACCGAGUGGAUAACGCUGAGGUAUCUGCCGAAUAAUAAGUCUUCAGAAAAGAGGCAAAUUAUGCCAGUAGCACCAGAGUCCCUCCCUCUGGUGACGUGCCAGCCCAUUGGUCAGACCGCCCUGUGCCCCUCAUUUAGCCCCGCCCUCUCUCCUGGCAGAUCCAUGCUGCUGGACACGCCCCACAGAGCCACGCCCACACCAUGAGUGCCAACGGGCCAGCCAACGCCCCUGCGGCCCCGGCUGCAACCCCGGUUGCCCCGCCGGUGCCCAGUCUGGUAGCCGCCCCUCCGGCUGCCCCGGUCCCGGUGCCGACUGUCCCGGUGGGCGCAUUGGCACAGAAGAAGCGGGCGCAGUACGCCAAAAGCAAGAAGCAGGGGAGCAACGCCAACACCAGGCCAGCCAGGGCCCUGUUCUGCCUCAAACUCAACAAUCCCAUACGAAGAGCCUGCAUCAGCCUGGUAGAGUGGAAGCCAUUUGAUAUCUUUAUAUUAAUAGCUAUUUUUGCCAACUGUAUGGCCUUAGCUGUGUACAUCCCCUUCCCUCAGGAUGACUCCAACUCCACCAACCAUGACCUGGAAACGGUAGAACAUGUCUUCCUCGUCAUUUUCACUAUCGAAACCUUUCUGAAGAUUAUCGCCUACGGUUUAGUGGCGCACCAGAACGCGUAUGUGAGAAACGGAUGGAACAUGCUGGAUUUUGUCAUCGUCGUUGUCGGGCUGUUCAGUGUUGUCCUGGAACUUUUGACCAAAGACUCUGUUGAGACGAAGGAGGAAGCGGAGGCGGGUGCGGCUGCGGCGGCGGCUGCGGCGGCAGCGCUCCACCCCUCCGCCCAAGGCCACGGGGGAAAGUCGGGCGGCUUCGACGUCAAAGCCCUCCGAGCCUUCCGUGUGCUGCGACCCCUACGCCUGGUCUCAGGAGUGCCCAGUUUACAGGUUGUGUUGAACUCCAUAAUUAAAGCCAUGGUUCCUCUCCUCCACAUCGCCCUGCUGGUCCUGUUUGUCAUCAUCAUCUACGCCAUCAUCGGCCUUGAGCUCUUCAUUGGUAAAAUGCACGCUACCUGCUUCUUCCCCAGCACAGGCAUGAUAGCGGAGGAUGAGCCGGCUCCAUGUGCGAUCUCAGGGCACGGGCGCCAGUGUCCCAUCAAUGGCACCGAGUGCAGGGAGGGCUGGCACGGCCCCAACGACGGCAUCACCAACUUUGACAACUUCCUGUUCGCCAUGCUGACCGUGUUCCAGUGUAUCACCAUGGAAGGCUGGACGGACGUGCUCUACUGGAUGAAUGACGCUAUGGGUCUAGAGCUUCCAUGGGUCUACUUUGUAUCUCUGGUCAUCUUCGGCUCCUUCUUUGUUCUGAACCUGGUUCUGGGAGUGUUGAGCGGAGAGUUCUCCAAGGAGAGAGAGAAGGCCAAGGCUCGUGGAGACUUUCAGAAACUGAGAGAGAAGCAACAGCUGGAUGAGGACCUCAAGGGCUACCUGGACUGGAUCACUCAGGCCGAGGACAUCGAUCCAGAGAACGAGGACGAGGAGGGCUACGAGGAGGGCAAACGCAACCGGGUGACUCUGGCUGACCUCACAGAGAAGAAGAAAGGAAGCAGGUUUGGGUGGUUCAGCCAGUCCUCCGACACUCAUGUGAGUAUACCAGCCAGUGAGACGGAGUCGGUGAACACAGAGAACGUGGCCGAGGAUGAGGUGAAGACACCGUGCUGCGGACCUUUUUGUCAAAAAAUUUCAAAGUCAAAGUUCAGUCGGCGCUGGCGUCGCUGGAACCGGUUCUGCCGCAGAAAGUGCCGGGUGGCGGUGAAAUCGGUGCCUUUCUAUUGGCUGGUGAUCAUCCUGGUGUUUCUCAACACGCUCACCAUCUCCUCCGAGCACUACAACCAGCCUGACUGGCUCACACAAGUACAGGACGUGGCAAACAAGGUUCUGCUGGGCAUGUUUACGUGUGAGAUGAUGACCAAGAUGUACAGUCUGGGCCUGCAGGCCUACUUUGUGUCCCUGUUCAACCGAUUUGACUGCUUCGUGGUGUGUGGAGGCAUCACCGAGACCAUCCUGGUGGAGCUGGCCAUCAUGUCUCCUCUGGGCAUCUCCGUGUUCCGCUGUGUCCGCUUGCUCAGGAUCUUCAAGGUCACACGUCACUGGCAGUCUCUCAGUAACUUGGUGGCGUCGCUGCUCAACUCCAUGAAGUCCAUCGCCUCCCUGCUGCUCCUGCUCUUCCUCUUCAUCAUCAUCUUCUCCCUGCUGGGCAUGCAGGUGUUCGGGGGCAAGUUCAACUUCGACGAGACGCAGACCAAGAGGAGCACCUUCGAUAACUUCCCCCAGGCACUGCUCACUGUGUUUCAGAUCCUGACGGGUGAAGACUGGAACGCUGUGAUGUAUGAUGGCAUCAUGGCGUACGGCGGCCCUUCUUCCUCGGGGAUGAUCGUUUCCUUCUACUUCAUUAUCCUCUUCAUCUGCGGAAACUACAUCCUGCUGAACGUCUUCUUGGCUAUCGCUGUGGACAACCUGGCAGACGCAGAGUCUCUCAAUGCUCCAGGAGACAAAAAGGAUGAUAAAAAGGAAGAGGCACCAGUGGAGGAGGAAGAGGAGAAUGCUGCAGCAGAGGAGGAGGAGGAGCCAGAGGUUCCAGCAGGGCCACGCCCAGCCAUCUCUGAGCUGGUCAAGAAGGAGAAGAUCACCCCCAUCCCUGACGGCAGCGCUUUCUUCAUCUUCAGCAAGACCAACCCGAUCCGGGUGGGAUGUCAUCGACUCAUCAACCACCACAUCUUCACCAAUCUCAUCCUGGUCUUCAUCAUGCUCAGCUCUGUCUCCCUCGCUGCAGAGGACCCCAUACGCAACUUCUCCGCACGCAACAUCGUCCUAGGCUAUGCAGAUUAUGUCUUCACUAGCAUGUUUACAUUUGAGAUCAUGUUGAAGAUGACCACAUACGGAGCGUUUCUCCAUAAAGGGGCGUUCUGUCGGAACACCUUCAACCUGCUGGAUCUGCUGGUGGUGGGGGUCUCCCUGGUCUCCUUCUGCAUCCAGUCCUCCGCCAUCUCUGUGGUGAAGAUUCUGAGAGUCCUGCGAGUGCUCAGGCCCCUGAGGGCCAUCAACCGAGCCAAGGGCCUCAAGCACGUGGUCCAGUGUGUGUUCGUGGCCAUCAGGACCAUCGGUAACAUCAUGAUCGUCACCACGCUGCUGCAGUUCAUGUUCGCCUGCAUAGGGGUGCAGCUCUUCAAGGGGAAGUUUUACCGCUGCACGGACGAAGCCAAGUCUGGCCCCGACGAUUGCAAGGGCACCUACAUCCUUUAUAAGGACGGGGACGUGAACCAGCCGUUCGUCCAUAAGAGAGUGUGGCACAACAGCGAGUUCAACUUUGACAACGUGCUCAUGGCCAUGAUGGCUCUGUUCACGGUGUCUACCUUCGAGGGCUGGCCUUCGUUGCUCUACAAGGCCAUAGACUCGAACAGGGAGAACCUGGGUCCCAUCUACAACUACCGCAUCGAGAUCUCCAUCUUCUUCAUCAUCUACAUCAUCAUCAUCGCCUUCUUCAUGAUGAACAUCUUUGUGGGUUUCGUCAUCGUUACAUUCCAGGAGCAGGGAGAGAAAGAGUACAAGAACUGUGAGCUGGAUAAGAACCAGCGUCAGUGUGUGGAGUAUGCCCUGAAGGCCCAUCCGUUGAGGAGGUACAUCCCUAAGAACCCCUACCAGUAUAAGUUCUGGUACGUGGUCAACUCCACCGGGUUUGAGUACAUCAUGUUCGUCCUCAUCAUGCUCAACACACUCUGCCUGGCUGUGCAGCACUAUGGCCAGUCUGCGACAUUUAACUAUGUGAUGGACAUCCUCAACAUGGUCUUCACUGCUGUUUUCACUGCGGAGAUGGUGCUCAAACUCAUCGCCUUCAAACCCAGGCACUAUUUCACUGAUGCGUGGAACACGUUUGAUGCCUUAAUUGUAGUUGGUAGCGUCGUUGAUAUUGCUAUCACUGAAGUGAACCCAACGGAGGCUCCUCAGGUGGAUGAGUCGGGGAACACGGAGGACAACGCUCGCAUCUCCAUCACCUUCUUCCGCCUCUUCCGAGUCAUGCGAUUGGUCAAACUGCUGAGCAGAGGGGAGGGGAUCCGCACCCUCCUGUGGACCUUCAUCAAGUCUUUCCAGGCUCUGCCAUAUGUUGCCCUUCUGAUCGCCAUGCUCUUCUUCAUCUAUGCUGUCAUUGGCAUGCAGGUGUUUGGGAAGAUAGCCAUGGUGGACGGCACCCACAUCAACCGGAACAACAACUUCCAGACCUUCCCUCAGGCCGUGUUGCUGCUCUUCAGGUGUGCCACGGGCGAGGCGUGGCAGGAGAUCAUGUUGGCGUGUAUUUCGGGAAAGCUGUGUGACCCAGAGUCGGACUACAACCCUGGGGAGGAGAUGACCUGUGGCGCCAGCUUCGCCUACAUCUACUUCAUCAGCUUCUACAUGCUCUGUGCCUUCCUGAUUAUCAAUUUGUUUGUGGCGGUCAUCAUGGACAACUUUGACUACCUUACUCGCGAUUGGUCCAUCCUGGGUCCUCACCACUUGGACGAGUUCAAGAGGAUCUGGUCUGAGUACGACCCAGAGGCCAAGGGCAGGAUUAAACAUCUGGACGUGGUCACUCUGCUCCGACGCAUCCAGCCUCCCCUAGGCUUCGGCAAACUCUGCCCUCAUAGAGUGGCCUGCAAGAGACUGGUGGCCAUGAACAUGCCUCUAAACAGCGACGGCACCGUCAUGUUCAAUGCGACGCUGUUUGCGUUAGUACGCACCGCCCUGAAGAUAAAAACAGACGGUAAUCUGGAGCAGGCCAACGAGGAGCUGAGAGCCGUCAUCAAGAAGAUCUGGAAGAGGACCAGCAUGAAACUGCUGGAUCAAGUGGUGCCCCCUGCUGGUGAUGAUGAGGUAACCGUGGGGAAGUUCUAUGCCACCUUCCUGAUACAGGACUACUUUAGGAAAUUCAAGAAACGUAAAGAGGAGGGCCUGGUGGGGGUGCACGCCUCCCAGAGCAACACAGCCAUCGCUCUACAGGCUGGCCUUCGCACGCUACAUGAUAUUGGGCCCGAAAUUCGACGAGCGAUAUCAUGUGACCUGCAAGAUGAGGAGCUAGUAGACUUUAUUCCAGAGGAGGACGAGGAGAUUUAUAGGCGCAAUGGUGGCCUGUUUGGUAACCACAUCAACCAUGUGAACGGGGACCACCACCGGCGCUCGUUAGGGCAACAGACCAACACCACCCAGAGGCCCCUGCAGGUGCAGCCACCUCCGCACUAUGCCCACAUGGAGCAGCCGGUGGGGCGUCUCUGCCGGGCCAACGUCAUGUCCCACCAGCACCCCAAUCAGCACCACCACCAUCACAACUCCUCAUACGGCAAGUCGCCCAAGUCCACCAACGUCAACCUGAACAACGCCAACGUGUCCAGUCUGCCCAACGGAGGAGGACACCACCACCGUUACUAUGAGUACACUCCGCCCCCCGCCAACGGUUACCCGGGACACCGCGGUGGCCUCUACUACACCGACUUCGACAAGCCGCCACCUAGCGGCACGCCGCAAGGACAAAGGCGCUACUAUGAGACCUAUGUUAGGUCCCACCGGGGAGACGCCUGCCUUCCCACCAUCCGGCGGGAGGAGUUUGAUGAUGACAGGUUCUCGGGAGAGUACUACAGCGGGGAGGAAUUCUACGAGGAUGACAGCAUGUUGUCAGGAGACAGGAGGUCCUAUAUGGAACACGUGGACAGGUACCAGAACAGUGACACGGAGUACGAGACGCCGAGAGGCUACCAUCACCCCAACAGUUACUACAACGACGAUGAGCAACCCCUCUACCAAGACGGAAGGAGGUCGCCUAAGAGACGGAUGCUACCUGCCACGCCACAAGGUCACAGGAGGCCCUCCUUCAACUUUGAGUGUCUGAGAAGGCAAGGCAGUCAGGACGAGCUGCCACACCAACGCACUGCUCUACCACUGCACCUAAUGCAGCACCAGGUGAUGGCUGUAGCAGGGCUGGACUCCAGCAGAGCCAACCAUCUCUCCCCCUCCCGCUCCACCCGCUCCUGGACUACUCCCCCCGCCACUCCAUCCAGUAAGGAGCAGUCGCCCUACUACACGCCCCUCAUCCGGGUGGAUCACCCCGGGCGCAGAGUGUCUGAAUCUCCUCUUCUCUUCGGGGAGAGUGCCGUCAGCAGCCAGGUGCCUCUGAGGAAGAGCUCUUGGUACACAGACGACCCAGAGUACUCCCAGGGGAUCUAUUCCCCCGUCCACCUCCAGGUGGCCCCGGAGUACCACCAGCAGCGCAAUCAGAGGAGCGCCACCAGCUUGGUGGAGGCGGUGUUGAUAUCAGAGGGUCUCGGGAGAUACGCCAUGGAUCCAAAGUUUGUGGCCGCCACCAAGCACGAGAUAGCGGACGCGUGCGAGAUGACCAUCGACGAGAUGGAGAGCGCGGCCAGCCACUUGCUGAGCGCUGGCGUGGCGCCGGCGGUUAACGGGGUCCACGUGUACCCCGUCAUGAGCGAGCGGGACUACGACCUCCAAGACGCCACAGCCAGUUAUAGUGAUGAGGAGCCGGAGGUGGAGCUUAGAGUGGUGUACGAGGAGGACCUGGCAGACGAGAUGAUCUGCAUCACCACUUUAUAGCAUCAGCUGGAGAAUAAACGACUAGAAGUGAACUGCUAGCUGUAUGUACUCUACUUAAUAUAGACUACAGCACCGACAGUGGAAAACCCAAUGAGAAAUGCAUCUAUUGGCUUACGACCAAAAGAAGUGCCUUUUACAUGGAAGAGAAAGGUACCUAUGAGGAGAGAGAGAGAGAGAGAGAGAGAGAGAGAGAGAGAGAGAGAGAGAGAGAGAGAGAGAGAGAGAGAGAGAGAGAGAGAGAGAGAGAGAGAGAGAGAGAGAGAGAGAGAGAGAGAGAGAGAGACAGAGAGAGAGAGAGAGAGAGAGAGAGAGAGAGAGAGAGAGAGAGAGAGAGAGAGACACACACACACUGGCUACGCCCACUUACCCUGUAACUCGACCUCUGCCAGCCAGGGCAUUCACGUCUGUCAAUCACAGGGCCAGGAACCAAUCCUGGUGCCAGGAAACUAUGCUAGUUCCGCCCUCCAAGACCGGCACUACUGGCACAUGGUGGACCAUGCCCGUAGAUCAUAGGUUACAGUCUGGAAGUGACACAGGCUCAUCAACGAGCCAGUCGCAGAUGAGAACAUGGAGUGUCAGCGGAGGAGGUGGACCUAUUGGCAGAGGGCGUGAGGUACCGGGACGGGUCAUUAAGGGUGUUGACAAUCAGAUGAAAGAUGUCAUUCCCUCUGUCACUUUAUUAAGGUUUUGGCAUAUCAUGCAAGUUUUCAAUGCAAGCAUAGAAUAUCUCCCCCACCUAACCACCCCUCCCCCUAACUGUUUUAGUGUAAGAUUAACCAGUUUAAGUAUGCAGGAGAUAUCAGUCACAUUUAUAGCAUCAUCAAAUCAGAAUUAUUCACUGAGUGGUUCAAACCCUGAAUGCUGAUUGGCUGACAGCAUUGGUAUAUCAGACCGUAUGACGAAACAUGUAUUUUUGCUGCUCUAAUUACGUUGGUAACCAGUUUAUAAUAGCAAUAAGGCACCUCGGGGUUUGUGGUAUAUUGGAAAUAUACCACACCCCCUCGUGCCUUAUUGCUUAAAUAUACACUUCUGAGGUGACUACUAGCAUUUGGGAUAAAUGCACUAGCAGGCAGGUUGUUUUUAGUCUUAGAAUAGCCUGAGAAUUAAUAUUUCAUAGUAGAUACACUGUAAAUUAAUUGUAUUAUAUUAACAAACAAAAAAACUUUGUAAAGAGAUGUUCUAUAUUUUGUAAUGAUGUACCAUUUCAAAAGGUCAGCAAUACACGCCGUAAUGAGUCCUAUUAUGCUACCAGGAAAGACGUUCGCUGGUGUUAUUAUUUUAUUAGGUACAAUAUUCUGAGAUUAAUUGGUCUUUUUCUUUGUUGUUGCUCAUAUGCAUCCUUGGCUUGUCUGUGAAAGCGUUUGGUUCUUGGUGUAACAACACAGCUGCACAAGAUAUGCAAAUGUUUUUUGUGUUUUUUUAACUUGUUUUAUGAGCGAGGGUAAGAACACUUUGUGCGCCCCUCCAACCACACCAGUACCACAACGUUAAGUCCCCCUUUUUACUAUAAGGGCAUCUUUGUUGGACUUGAAGUUAGCUAGGCUUCAAGGAGGCUACUCCACCUUAAUAAAGAUGUGAUGAUAAACAUUUGUGUUUGCAUAUGUUGUGCAGGGCAGGUGCACAGCACGGGAAGGUCAAAUGCUUUAGUGCAUUGACAACGCUGCUUCACCCAUUUUGAGAUUCAAUCUACAACUUCAUUCAUCUCAUCUAUAUCCCAAUUGAAAUGCCUUCUGCUGCUGAAAGAAAACGAUAUGAUCGAAGAAGUGAGAUGAACGGGAAUCUCUGUCGUUCUCAAUGCUUGUGUUGGGAUUAUUCCUCAAUAUAUGAUUCAUGUCAGUUAAUUCCACCGAACCCUUUCAAACGGAAUCAUCCUAAUCACUUGGCCUUCAUGUUGUUGUUGCUGUGUGAGGCUUGUGACAGACUGAGCCUGUGUGGGCCAGGAUAGACCGGAUUGGCAUGGUAGCUGACUGGUGAGGCAUGUAAUUCAUCAGGGGUGUUCACAGGACAGAUGAGACCUUAAUGAGGCAUCAUGGUCUAGGUGGGUCCACAGUCUCUGCCAUUGUUCUCUUUUUUUUCUGUUGUGUUGUCGUGUCUUUAUGGGUUUAAGCUGGAGAGAGGCUAAGCAAUACUAAACCCCACUCUUCUCGGCGUCUCUCUCUCCGGCUUCUCUCUGCAUACGCUAUACCACGUGGUGGUCCAGCAACGUCUGGGGAAAACAUAUCAGCCUCCCUCUCAACCAACCAGUCUCUUUCCCACAGCGAGCUUCUCCUUCCGAUGAGAAGGGAGCGUUUGUACUACCGCUCGUUUUUACCAGAAAACUCCACUCUUGUGGCUCUUGACGAAAGUUGAAAAUUGAUGGACCACAAAAUGACUUUACGCAAACAGACAAAAAUAUAGACGACAAAGGAUCAAGCUUUUUUCCCCAGGCGCUGCCCUGGAGAUUUUGAAUAAGCUCAGACGAUGGGUAGGUGAGGAGACGUGUGAUCUGUAGUUCAUGAGGGUUUGAUUUGUAGUUCACGAGUUCGCAAUGCGUUCUCAGUCAACCGAAUACUGUCGUGAAAAUGUAGGUUUUCCACUUUGCGUGCACAUUGAAAGGGCUCUUUGAAUCGUUUGUGAGUUUAAAAAAAAAUCUGUUCUGGUCUUUUUGUUGAUAACUAUCUUGUGAAAGGACCAAUGCGAAUUCCAGGCACAUUGUACUAUUCGUAGCAAUUACUGAACUGAAAAUAUGCAUUGUUUUUUAAACACUUGUGUUAAGCAAAAGAUAAAACCAAUUUACUUUUACCUCAUGUCAGGGAUUCCUGAAAAAAAGAAAAGAGAAAAUGAGUUGGUUUUAUACCAAUGGUAUUUAAAUAUUAGCACAUAGCUGUUUGUCUUUGCACAAGUAACUGUAUAGUACCAAUGUUUCUCAUUUUUCUAUACAAAUGUUUGUGUAUUAAGGUGAGACAAUUUUGUACUUUUUUGUGACUGUGUGUAUGGUUUAGUGAAAUCUAUAUUUGUCAUUUACACCUCACCUGACAUUGCUGGGACAGAAAUAUGAUAGAACCAAUGAAAUAAAACAUUUUCAAGGUGCACUGUUCCUCUGUUUGCGGGUUAAAAAUGGUCAUAUACCUGUGGUAAUAUACCAGUUUACAGAGAAAGACUUGUUGCACAUCGUUUUCAUUCUAUCAUUAUAAUUAUUAUGAUUACUAUUACUACUAUUACUGUUAUUAAAUAUGUAAUAAAACAAAUGUAUGGAAAGACCCGUGGCAAUGUUCUCUACUUGAAAGUCCCCAAACAUUUGCUCUGUGAUGUUUUUAUUCAGCAAACAUGAUUUCUCUUAGUAGCAAAUGCGUUAUUGUGACAUUCUAGGUUUUGUAUUAACACAUUUUUUUUUUGUAUUUUCCCAUUUUAUUUUGGCCUUGAAUUCAUUUGAAUCGAUAAUAUUUUAUUUUCUAAUGAUUGUUACUGAAUAAACUUACACUGAAAUUCUG
Messenger RNA from Oncorhynchus keta (chum salmon), 10258 nucleotides. RefSeq names its product voltage-dependent L-type calcium channel subunit alpha-1D. Bases 372 to 6788 code for a protein of 2138 amino acids. Gene Ontology annotation, biological process: calcium ion import across plasma membrane. Gene Ontology annotation, cellular component: membrane; voltage-gated calcium channel complex. Lineage: Eukaryota; Metazoa; Chordata; Actinopteri; Salmoniformes; Salmonidae. Gene Ontology annotation, molecular function: high voltage-gated calcium channel activity. The record is from RefSeq and is a predicted model, not a curated record. The transcript is spliced from 49 exons.